This is a messenger RNA of Fraxinus pennsylvanica, 963 nucleotides long. Lineage: Eukaryota; Viridiplantae; Streptophyta; Magnoliopsida; Lamiales; Oleaceae. The record is from the annotation of a GenBank genome assembly.
AUGGCUUCAAUUAGCUUUAUGUACUACCUUCUUGCCUUAGCCAUGUUUUCAGAUGUUACCCUAGCUUUCUCCUCUCGUCUCAGCCCUUCCUAUUAUGAUGAUGUUUGCCCCGAAGCUUUACGCACCAUCAAACGCGUAGUUGAAGAUGCAGUGAAUCAAGAACGUCGUAUGGGAGCCUCUUUGUUACGUCUCCAUUUCCACGAUUGUUUCGUUCAAGGUUGUGAUGGUUCAAUUCUCCUCGACGAAACCUCCACCAUCGAGAGUGAAAAGAAUGCUGCCCCUAAUAACAAUUCUGUUAGGGGGUUCGAAGUGAUUGACAAAAUCAAGUCGGAAGUUGACAAAGUAUGUGGACGUCACGUGGUGUCAUGUGCUGACAUUCUAGCAGUUGCAGCUCGGGAUUCUGUGGUUCUGUUAGGAGGUCCAACAUGGAAGGUUAGACUAGGAAGGAGAGACUCCACCACAUCUAACAAAACUGAAGCAAACACUUCCAUUCCAAGCCCAUUCAUGGACUUACCUACAUUGCUUAACAAUUUCAAGAAUCAAGGCCUAAAUGCCAAAGACCUAGUCGUCCUCUCCGGUGCUCACACCCUAGGGUUUUCUCAGUGUCUUCUGUUUAAAGAUCGGAUUCACACUCAGACGGAUGACAUUGAUGCCAGCUUUGCAAGUAGGCGUCGAAUGAACUGCCCUCGUGAGGGAGGUGAUACGAAUCUAGCGACACUAGACCAAACGCCAUCGCAUUUUGACACACAAUAUUUUGACAACUUGUUGUUGAAGAAAGGGCUAUUGAAAUCAGAUCAAGCACUAUUCAGUGGCGAUGAAACAAAUGAUCUUGUUCAAAAUUAUAGUGCAAACUAUGGUAACUUUUGGAAAGAUUUCAGAGGGUCCAUGAUCAAAAUGGGUAAUAUAAAGCCAUUAACAGGGGAGAGGGGCCAAAUUCGAUCCAACUGCAGAAAAGUGAACUGA